Messenger RNA from Lytechinus pictus (painted urchin), 643 nucleotides. RefSeq lists its product as uncharacterized. The record is from RefSeq and is a predicted model, not a curated record. Lineage: Eukaryota; Metazoa; Echinodermata; Echinoidea; Temnopleuroida; Toxopneustidae. The transcript has 4 exons. The coding region runs from base 104 to 643 and encodes 179 amino acids.
CUGUGACGUAGAUGCAAUUCCUUUCUCAAAUCAAACAACGGCUGAUUCUUUGGACCAUGAUGCAAGUAUCGUUAUAGCCUGUAACAGUGGGUACUCUACCGGUAUGGGUAUUCUAACAGAGCUCAUGUGUGAUAACGGAACCCUUUCUGCACCUGUUCCUUCCUGUUAUGAAAACUGUGACGUAGAUGCAAUUCCUUUCUCAAAUCAAACAACGGCUGAUUCUUUGGACCAUGAUGAAAGUAUUGUUAUAGCCUGUAACAGUGGCUUCUCUACCGGUAUGGGUAUUCUAACAGAGCUCAUGUGUGAUAACGGAACCCUUUCUGCACCUGUUCCUUCCUGUUAUGAAAACUGUGACGUAGAUGCAAUUCCUUUCUCAAAUCAAACAACGGCUGAUUCUUUGGACCAUGAUGCAAGUAUCGUUAUAGCCUGUAACAGUGGGUACUCUACCGGUAUGGGUAUUCUAACAGAGCUCAUGUGUGAUAACGGAACCCUUUCUGCACCUGUUCCUUCCUCCUGUAACAGUGGCUACUCUUCCAGUAUGGGUAUUCUAACAGAGCUCAUGUGUGAUAAUGGAACCCUUUCCGCACCUGUUCCUGUCUGUUAUGGUAAGAUCCUAUUAAUCUUGGAUAAAUCUGCCAAAUAA